Messenger RNA from Penicillium verhagenii, 3723 nucleotides. RefSeq lists its product as uncharacterized. The record is from RefSeq and is a predicted model, not a curated record. Gene Ontology annotation, biological process: regulatory ncRNA-mediated heterochromatin formation. The coding region runs from base 1 to 3723 and encodes 1240 amino acids. NCBI's taxonomy places the organism in Eukaryota, Fungi, Ascomycota, Eurotiomycetes, Eurotiales, Aspergillaceae. The transcript has 2 exons. Gene Ontology annotation, molecular function: helicase activity. Gene Ontology annotation, cellular component: nuclear RNA-directed RNA polymerase complex.
AUGCUUCGGGAGUGGAAGUACGACUCCGUCCUCAGAAACUCAUCUUUGUGGCGCGUUGAUGGAAAACUGGAAUCGUUCAUGACUAGGGCUGGUAAUCUCAUUGAGGCUAAUGCAGGAUGCAUGCAAGACGUGAUUCGGACCCUCGCUCAAGAGGAAGGUCUAGCAAUCAUCCGCUUCCUGUUGGAAAGCCGAUUUGAGACCACCUUUGCCUCACAGUUCAUUCCCCUCCUGCGGGCUAUCACUCCGGAUAAUGUCUUCCGCUCUUACAUCCUUGAGAUGGACUUGGGCACCAUUUACAAAUCCAUGUUCGGUAUCGAUGGAAGUAGAGCCUCGACAACCCUCGAAAAGAUCCACAAUUUCCUGGUGAAAAAUGUGGCUGAAAACACAUGCAUCUCGCAACUUGAGGUGUCCCUCCUUUUCUUUUCUCGCAUUCUGGAUCUCAACUCAACGGCCCUUAUCCAGCAAAGUCUGCACGAUUUGGCCAAGAAGUUUGAUGAACUACUCGUUACCGUGAAAAACGAGCAUGGAAUUGAUCAACUUCACCAGUCCUUCGCCAACAUGGCCCGCGUUCAACGUCGCCUGCAGGUUGGAAAUAUGAUCCCCACAGCGUCUUCUGUCACAACCAACAGCAAGGAUUCCCAAAUGCCCUCCGCUGAUAAACCCAAAGGCCCCGGUGGCCGACACGACAACGAUCAUGCUGACAUCUGCAACAUCGAUAUCAUGCCCAGCUUUGAGGAGAUCGCCAGCAUUCAGCCAGAGUAUCUUCCGGCGAUGAAUCCAGCACAGUGGCAUCUCGGGGGCUUUGAUGGACUGCUCGAUAGAAACUUUCGUCUUCUCAGAGAGGACACAGUGGGCCAGCUUCGUGACGCUAUUCACCAUUUCAUCUACAAGCCUUCGUCCGAACCGUCAAAGAAUGAUCUUCGCAAUAAUGUGUAUCGCAAUGCGACUGUCGAAAAAUGCUGUUUGUCCUCGCUUACUAGACUCGAAUUGGAAGUCAAUUUCCCCCAGCCCGCCCCCGCGGCAGUACUGGCAACUGCUGCUCGGGCGGCGUGGUGGCAAGACUCGCGGCGCUUGCGACCAGGUAAUCUUGUAUGUUUGGUCACCCAAAAAUUGACAAAGAUUCUAUUCUGCACUGUCAGCGAAAUGAGAAGCCCCAGCUCUGCUACCGGCGAAAGAGGGGAGAGCCCGGGAAUCGGCCUGUGGAAACGCCAGAAGGUCGCAUCGAUUGUUUUGGUGCUUGUUGAGCACAAGGAUACCCAAGUCCGGACCGCUCUGGAGCUGUACGAAGGGACUGGAAUUGACCUAUCGCUGAUCGAAUUUCCCCACGUCCUUCUGCCAUCAUUUGAGCCGACUCUGAAAGCCCUUCAGUCGAUGAAAAGGAAUGCAGCUAUGCCAUUUCCAGGGCUGUUUUUGCCUAAGCAAGCUGGUUCUUCUGAUUCAUCUGAGUCGAUGCCUCCUUUGUAUUCCCUGCAGCCCGGUUUCAAUUAUGAUAUUGCAUCCUUGAUGAGGGACGGGAAAGAAUUCUUGGUCCAUCCUUUCAAGCCUGUCGAUCUGCAAAGACUCAAAGACGGCUCAGACAUGGAUCAUGCCCAGGCCGAAGCCCUAGUCCACUGUCUGCAACACAGAAUUAGUCUGAUUCAAGGGCCCCCUGGUACGGGAAAGAGCUACACCGGUGUGGCCUUGAUCAAAGCUCUUCUCAACGGCAUUGAUCGUAGAGAAACCUGCUUGGGACCAAUUCUUUGUGUCACAUUCACCAAUCAUGCUCUAGAUCAACUCUUGGAAUCCUUACUGAACAACAAAGUUACAUCAAAAAUCGUUCGAAUCGGCGGUCGGUCUCAAUCGGAUAAGAUGACCUCCUUGAGCCUCAGGAAUGUUUCCAAAGAUCUGGAGAAGACGAAAAUGGAGAAGUCAGCUAUAGCAGAGGUUCGGGGUACACUGGCGAGGCAUCAAACCAGUUUCGACAAUAUCCAUAUCGGAAAGGAAAUUCCCUUUGAUGAACUUGUCGGCUUUCUUCGGAUUUAUUACCCUCAUCACUACAACCAGCUUUUCGAAUAUGGUGAUAGGGAUGGGGAUCAGGAACCCAGCUCUGCAAUUUUGACUUGGAAGGAUUCAGGAUUAAAGAGCAAGGAUGAACCUCGAACUCUGGAAACUCUUCAAAGAGCGAAUCUGACCAACAUGUCCCACUCAGAGCGCCAGAUUCUGCACGAUCAUUGGGUCGAGGAAAUUUGGCAGAGCGCGAAUGCAGAGGCGGUUCAUGUGGUUAAGUCCCACGCCCAGGCUAAAGUCAGGUUCACCGGAAUUCAGGACGAAGUGAACCUUCGUUGUUUGCAUGAAGCGAAAGUAGUCGGAGCGACGACGACAGGCCUAGCUAGGCGGCUGAAAAUGGUCCAAAAUUUGCAAUGCAAGGUUAUCAUAUGUGAAGAGGCUGGGGAAGUUCUUGAACCUCAACUCCUGACAGCCCUCCUCCCUGAGGUGGAACAUCUGAUUUUGAUUGGGGACCAUCAACAACUACCUCCUCAUGUGCAAAGUUACGAUCUCUCUCGGGAUAACCAUCAAAAUGGCUGGAAAUACUCACUGGACGUGUCUCUUUUCGAAAGAUUGGUGAACUCAAAUCCCAAUCGUAUGGGAUGUGGUCUACCUUUCAAGAUGUUGGAGAUGCAGAGGCGAAUGCAUCCUUCAAUCGCCCAGCUGGUUCGUGACACAUCUUAUCCCAAUAUCGAAGACCAUCCGGAUGUUUACAACUACCCCGAAGUGCCUGGCAUCAAGAAAAGACUGUUCUGGUUCGAUCACCGCAAGCUGGAAGGUGGAUUGUCAAAUGGGUCAGAAGUAUCGACGUCUUGCUGGAAUGAAUUCGAAGUCGAUAUGAUAGCCGCUUUGGUGCAUCACCUCACUCAGCAGGGCACAUACCACGAACAGGACAUAGCUGUACUGACUCCAUAUCUGGGACAACUACACAGAUUGACACAGAGGCUGAGGGGUUCUGCUGUUCUUGCAUUGAAUGAACGUGACCAAGAAGAGCUCAAAAAAGCCGGCUUCGAAGACAUUGAAGAUAAUUCGGCAAUCGUCAAGACACCCCUAUCCAAGGUUUUGAGACUGUCUACUGUUGAUAACUUCCAAGGCGAGGAGGCCAAAGUGGUGGUGAUCUCCCUAGUCCGGAGCAAUCUAGCGCUCAACUGUGGGUUCUUGCGAAGCUCACAACGAAACAAUGUCCUCUUGUCCCGGGCUCAGCAUGGAAUGUAUCUGAUUGGCAACUCCGAAACUUUCGGACAAAUCGACAUGUGGGCUCAUGUGCAAAGACUUCUCCGCCAGGGUAACAACAUCGGUCCAAAACUGGAGCUGCAGUGUCCACGACAUCCAGAAACACCGAUUGUCGUUUCUAAGCCUGAAGAUUUCUUGAAAUUCUCUCCCGAGGGAGGCUGUCAUCUUAAAGCUGUCAUUCUGAUAUUCUCCACGGCGCUGUUAUGUGCCUCGAGCCUUGCAAUCGGUCGCGAGAAGGAUGUGAUCAUGAAUGCCUCAGCUUGUGUGGUGAACAAUGCCCCGACAAGUGCAUGUUCAUGGUCCAAUCAAAAGAUCGCAGGCUCCGAUGCGGUCAUAGUACCAAAAAGAGUUUGCCUUGCUGGCAAAAUCAAGAUCCCUCGAGUGUUCAACUUUGUUCUAAGAAUGUCCAAAAGACAGCUCCUCGCUGCGGCCACACAGUUACCGUUGAAUGCCACGUGGACGUGA